Haliotis rubra (blacklip abalone) is the source of this 2247-nucleotide messenger RNA. RefSeq lists its product as uncharacterized. The coding region runs from base 292 to 795 and encodes 167 amino acids. Gene Ontology annotation, cellular component: Golgi apparatus; ciliary membrane. The record is from RefSeq and is a predicted model, not a curated record. Lineage: Eukaryota; Metazoa; Mollusca; Gastropoda; Lepetellida; Haliotidae. The transcript is spliced from 3 exons. Gene Ontology annotation, biological process: negative regulation of smoothened signaling pathway.
AUCCGGAACUGGAUUUUGCUUCGGAUCCUUGACUGACGAUUUGUUUUGUUCAUCCCUGAGACGCGACAACCAGUGUACGCCAGCUGAUAUUGGGUAUAUGUGAAAUAUAUUACGCGCGGGGAAGGAAAUAUUUUAAAUCGACAGAAUCGUUCACUUGCUUAAUAAAGUGUAGGCUGUAGCCUGUUUCAGGUGCGUGGAAUCAGCUGGUUAAGUGGAACAGAGAAACAGAUCACUACUACAUCAGAGUAGUCCGAGGACUGUCAGUUUGACGUCAGUGCCGAGACCUCGAUAAUGGACAAACUGACAGCAUUGUCUGGGAUACUGUUCUUCACGGCCGAUGUCUUUGCUAUUGGAAGUCUCGCCAAUCCUGACUGGAUUGUAACCAGUGUUGCUGGCAAUAUGAGACUUGGUCUCACUCGACAAUGUCAAAUGAUUCAUGGGCGGCCAGAAAUCUGCACAUCACCCCGACUAUCAACCGAGUGGAUGUUUUCAUUUGUCUGUAUCGUGGGAGGGAUUCUGUGCCUGACUGCCACAUGUGCUCUGCUAUUUGCCUCCCACUGGCGGAGGGCCACAGUUCGCUACUCAAGAUGGUUAGCAUUCAUUGGGAUGACUUUGUUUUGCCUGGCCGCCAUUGUGUUCCCGGUGGGUUUCCAUAUCGACGAGAUCGGCGGUCAACCCUACAAGCUGCCUAAUCAUACGCAAGUCGGAUCAUCAUAUGUUCUCUUCAUCAUGGCCAUCUUCUUCACCAUUAUCUCCGAACUCUUCACAGGGAAGGUGUGCCUUCCAGUUCUGUGACCAUCACUCAGAACAGUGCUGGGUUUUUUAACAGGGCUGUUUGGAGUUAGGUUAUGAUAAACAGUAAACAAAAGACAGUGAUCUGAGACAUAACGUUGUUAUUAUGGGGUAAUGGAGGCAAUGACAUGGAAUCUCAGUUUUACAUGUCUUGCCACAAUGAUAAUUACAUGACUGUGACAUGCAACAUAUAUUACAGUUGAAUCUCAUGUCUCAGUUGUUUAAAUGUAUCGUUUAUCUUAUAAUUGUCCAUAGACUCAGUGUUAUAUAACAAUGGCAGUCCCACUGUGUUAAUACUCUUGUUCCCCUGAUGACGAAAGUCUGACUGUAACAAAUUACAUUUUUCAUAAAAACAUGGCUGCUGAAGAGAAACAUCAAAAUACAGCAGACGAGGACACGUCACUAGAAGCAGACAUGACUGGUCUCCUCUACCCUGUCAGGGUGCAACAUGUUCAUACUCCUUGUUCCCUGUCCUGGGAUCUGCUGAUGGCUUAGCACCAAACCAGUGAUCAUGAGGCAGGACCAAAUUAUUAUGCUUUUCUGAAACACAGGGACCAUGAAUUGUUUUCAAAGGGAUCACUGUCAUCAAGCACUGUUCAGGAUAUAAAGUAUAAAUGCCAGUAACUGUUGAUGAUUUAGGAUGUGUCAGAAUGUCCUGCGAGUCAGAACAGGUCUAAUGUAGAAUCUGUCGCUGUUUUCAGAGAUCUAAUGUAGGAUCUUUGACUGUGUUCAUGUGUCUAAUGUAGGAUCUUUUACUGUGUUCAUGGGUCUAAUGUAGGAUCUCUUACUGUGUUCAUGGGUCUAAUGUAGGAUCUCUUACUGUGUUUAUGUGUCUAAUGUAGGAUCUCUUACUGUGUUCAUGGGUGUAAUGUAGGAUCUCUUACUGUGUUUAGGCAUGUAAUCCAGGAUCUCUUCUGUAUAUGGGGAUCUUCUGUUGGAUUUUUCUUGCUGGUACAUGGUUUGGUGGCCUAUGGCUGGGUUACUUACGUUGUUUCAGAAAGUCAUACAUCUCAAGUCAGAUGCACUCCCCAGAGGCACUUCUAAACAGUGUCAUUUACCCUGAGGUGUUGUAUUGGCAUUUUAAUACUAAGUAAAUGAGACCAGUUCACUACAUAUGACCACACAGGUGCAUGCUUUGUGUUAAAUUAUAUUUUUGUUACAUUUAUUCAGCAAGGUGAGUUAUCUGUGCUCAUUGACAUAAUCUGAUAACAACUUUUGAAUAUAUUCAACUAUUUUUAUUGUUCCCCAUCCUUGUAUGUAGGAGGUUGACUGUCUCAUCUUAAUGUGUCUUCCAACCUGCUCAACCGCCUCCAUGUUCUAGUGUAGAGAGCGUCUGGAAACAGAAGGACAGGGGCUCCACCCUAUUUGUGUCAGACCAAAAGACAUUAAAAGAAGGUACUUGUUGUCACCCUGUCUGAUGUUCAGCAUUAAGUAAAUAAAACCAAGGACUGGUCA